AUGUCUAAUCCUAGCUCUUACAAAAGGAACAUCUUGAUUCCGAUUGACGCCAGUUCACACAGCAAGCGGGCAUUCAACUGGUACCUGGAGGAGAUGAUGCGCCCGGAUGAUUUGAUCCACUUUAUUCAUAUUGUGGAACCACAGUAUUCGGGCAUGAGCUACGGAAUCGGGGUGCAGAUGCAGAUGGCCGUCGACGAGCUGGGGAAAGCACUGCAGGAGAACGUGGAGAUAGGCAAGAACCUGGGACAGGAUUACCUGACGCUUGUCAAAAGCCUCGGCAUGCAUGCGAAGUAUGUCCUCCACGUCGGUACCAGGCCUGGAGAGCAUAUU
Molecule: messenger RNA, 330 nt
Organism: Protopolystoma xenopodis
Lineage: Eukaryota; Metazoa; Platyhelminthes; Monogenea; Polystomatidea; Polystomatidae
Source: the annotation of a GenBank genome assembly